Mycena indigotica is the source of this 1092-nucleotide messenger RNA. RefSeq names its product Ras-related GTP-binding protein D. Gene Ontology annotation, molecular function: GTP binding; GTPase activity. The transcript is spliced from 7 exons. Gene Ontology annotation, biological process: regulation of autophagy; cellular response to starvation; positive regulation of TOR signaling. Gene Ontology annotation, cellular component: Gtr1-Gtr2 GTPase complex; nucleus; fungal-type vacuole membrane. The coding region runs from base 1 to 1092 and encodes 363 amino acids. NCBI's taxonomy places the organism in Eukaryota, Fungi, Basidiomycota, Agaricomycetes, Agaricales, Mycenaceae. The record is from RefSeq and is a predicted model, not a curated record.
AUGGUCAUGGGAGAAAGCAAGGAGAAGGCGUUAACGUUAAAGCCGAAUCUGCUUUCACCCAUGUCCACAUACGGCGCGACCUCAGCCCUUGUACGAACGCCGAGUUCAUCGUCGUCCCCUUCUACACGCACGAAAAUACUUCUCCUUGGCCAGCGCCGUGCAGGAAAAUCUUCAAUCAAAGAGGUCCUUUUCAAUGCGCUCCCGCCAAAGCAGACUUUUCAUCUCGAAACGACAAUGCGCGUUGACCGGCACCCUUACGACACGAUUAUUCCGCUCGAGAUUUGGGACUGCCCGGGGAACAUAACCGUCGACACACUUGGCGCGCCACUGUGUCGCAAUUUGGGGCUCUUAUAUUCGUCAUUGAUAUUCGUGCUCUUUCAGGAUGUGUUCAAGCAGCCCAUAAACAAGCUGGUGGAGUUCAUUGUGGCUGCACAACAGCAAAACCCGUCCAUCUUUAUGGAGGUUUUCGUGCACAAGUCAGAAAAGUUUCAGGAAGACGACAAGAUUGGUGCGUCUAAAACUUCCGGCAGAUACAAGAACGUGUUCAUGAGUCGCUUAUCGACCGGGCUACAUGAAGCUUUCUCGAAAGUCCUCCACAAGCUGAUCCAUCCUUUGCCGUUUCUGGAAGAUCUCGUGAACGUCUUUUGUGCCAACUCGCAGUCGCCGAAGGCGUUCCUUUUCGACAUCGCGUCCCGAUUAUAUGUGGCCACCGACAACUCUCCCGUCGACUCUGCCACUCAUAAUCUGUGUUGCGACUAUCUUGCCAUGCUAAACUCUUUCGGGCAACUGUAUCGAACGCCAACCUCCCGCGACAAUCGACUGCGACUGCCUGAAGAGCCUGCAAGUACAAAUGGCCAUUCCUCCCCACCGUCCACACCUUCGUCAUCAUCAUCAUCAUCUACCUCCUCUCCCACCAAAAGCACCUCACCCUCUCCCCGAACAAGCCUGCUUCUACCCCUCUGCCGCCGCGUCGCUGCACCCAUCGACACCGGGAACAACUCUCACAUACCAUCUCGUCACGCCCCACCUCGCGCUGGUCGCGCUGGUGCCAACAGCGGUUUACGAGGGCAGAAGAGGCCUGCUCGAAUAUAA